CGCCUUUCGAACGGCAAUUUUGUUUCCCCCAUGCUCAAUCUUCUGGGGCUGUACGGAGAACACCGUCCACUCCUCACCCUUUCACAUCAAUUCUCCACAAAGUACGGACGGUGUUCCGGCUCUCGCUUCGAAGGUCGCGACCCACGGAGAUCAGCCCUAGUGGUAUCUCAGACCCCCUGCGGCCCUCUCCCUUUUGCUCGUUCCCUGGGGCCACCGAUCCGUUCCCUUGCUCCCGACGGGGCACCAUGCUCUUCUUCUAUUGCUCUAUUAUUGUUAUUAUUGUUAUCCCAACUCAAGCAGGUGCGUUAUAAGAAAAGAUUUGAUCGGCUCCGGUGGAGGCUCGCGCCAUCUUUCGACCCCACUUCUCGUCGUUGAGGCGGCUUUCUUAGAUUAUUCCGCUACGUAUCAGACGUUCAGAGCAGGGAACUGACAUGGUCUGUUUCCUCUUUAGUCGGUCUCUUGGUGCGGCGGGAAAUCAGACGACGCUCGUAUCAUACCUAGGAUGAUAGAAUGAAUGGCUUCCUCUUGCGAGCGGCAGUAUCCACACAGCCACGACCAUGAUUUAGUGAGCUACAAGCUGUAAGGCCGG
Messenger RNA from Aspergillus versicolor CBS 583.65, 589 nucleotides. RefSeq lists its product as uncharacterized. The transcript is spliced from 2 exons. The coding region runs from base 31 to 375 and encodes 114 amino acids. Lineage: Eukaryota; Fungi; Ascomycota; Eurotiomycetes; Eurotiales; Aspergillaceae. The record is from RefSeq and is a predicted model, not a curated record.